AUGACCGACUCGGCCCCGUCGUCAGAGAUGGAGCGCCUCACCGCCCAGAUGAGCCUUAAGGACACUCCCCAGAACGCGACGGGCGGCCCACCAUCACGGCCCUCGCCUUCGUCGGGAGCAGCGCCAUCGCUUCGACCGGCUCCUGGCACCGCCGGAACUCCGAGCGCAAGGUCGCCCAACACUGCUGUGGGUGCCGCAGAACGCGCUCGUCAGAUGGCAGGUGCACGCCUCCCUCCCAGUCUGCAAGCCAAGCUCGCCGCCAACGCGAAUCGAUCCACCGCAUCUCCCAACCCCGGCCAAUCCGUCAUGGGCCACGAUCAGCGCAUCGACAGCAACGCCAGCGCCUCGCUCUUCGUCUCGGCAAGCAGUCGACCCGGGACAUUGCCCGGCACAGGCAUGGGCGGCCUCGCUGCCCGUAGAGGUGUUCCCGGUGCGCUCGGCGGGCCCUCCGCAGCCACGCCCCCAGCAUCGUCAGGCGCAGCCAUGGGCGCACGACGCAAUCGACCCGGCCUCAAACUCAGCGACAUGGGCAUCGGCUCCGCGGAUGGGCUUGACGCUGCCAAUUCACAAAGAGGUGGCAUGGGUGCCGGCGCUGGCCGUCGAGCACCACCGCCAGGGCGUCUUCCCGAAAGUUCCGGUUCCGGCAAGUCUGACGAGACGGGGACACAGCAGAACGGAGACGCCAUGUCGACUCCCUUCAGCAACUUUUCCAAGAUUGUCGACCCUUCAGGUCGACUCAACUUCGGCGGCAAAGCCGUGCUUCACGCUUCCGGUGUCGAGUUCGGUAACGGCACUUCCUUCAAGAUCAACAUGGCCGAGCUCGAGCUCCUGGACGAGCUCGGAAAGGGCAACUACGGAACCGUUCGCAAGGUACGACACACCAAGACCCACGUAGAGAUGGCCAUGAAGGAGAUUCGUCUCGAGUUGGACGAGUCCAAGCUCAAUGCUAUCAUCAUGGAGCUCGAUAUCUUGCAUCGAGCCACUGCACCCCAGAUUGUUGAGUUCUACGGCGCAUUCUUCAUCGAGUCGUGCGUCUACUAUUGCAUGGAGUACAUGAACGCCGGCAGUCUCGACAAGCUCUACGGCGAGCGCGGUAGCGUACCCGAAGACGUGCUCGCACGCAUCACCGGCAGCAUGGUGCGCGGUCUCAGCUUUCUCAAGGACGAACUGCAGAUCAUGCACCGCGACGUCAAGCCGACCAACGUGCUCAUCAAUCGCCGGGGCCAGGUCAAGUUGUGCGACUUUGGCGUCUCCGGGCAACUCGAAAAGUCGCUGGCCAAGACCAACAUUGGCUGCCAGUCCUACAUGGCACCCGAGCGUAUCAAGGGCGAAUCGCAAAACCUGCUGGGUACCUACACGGUCGCCUCGGACGUAUGGUCGUUGGGACUGUCGAUGGUGGAGACGACGCUCGGCACCUAUCCGUAUCCACCCGAGACCUACUCGAACGUGUUUGCGCAGCUCCAGGCUAUCGUGCACGGCGAUCCUCCCGAGCUGCCCAGCGAGACGUACUCCGAGACGGCGCGCGAUUUUGUAGCGAAAUGCCUGGAAAAGAUCCCUGCUCGGAGACCAACGUACGCGCAAUUGCUGCAGCACAAUUUCCUCAAACAGGACGCGGCCAAGGGCGAGGAUGGUGUGGAUAUGGUCGGAUGGGUGGAGAGGGCCAUCGAUGCGAGAUCGAAGAAGAAGGAACUGGCCAACGGUUCCUCGGCUCCCGGAUCAUCGUCAACGCCGACCGAGGCAUGA
This is a messenger RNA of Pseudozyma hubeiensis SY62, 1743 nucleotides long. Its product is annotated as STE/STE7 protein kinase. Bases 1 to 1743 code for a protein of 580 amino acids. NCBI's taxonomy places the organism in Eukaryota, Fungi, Basidiomycota, Ustilaginomycetes, Ustilaginales, Ustilaginaceae. The transcript has a single exon. Gene Ontology annotation, molecular function: MAP kinase kinase activity; ATP binding. Gene Ontology annotation, biological process: protein phosphorylation; cellular hyperosmotic response; MAPK cascade. The record is from RefSeq and is a predicted model, not a curated record.